GUUUUUGAUAAGAUUGUUUUAACUAAUGAAUUUUCAUUCAUCAGAUAUAUUAGCUUAACUCAAUCAGAUUGGAAAUCUCUUAAGGAAAUUGUAAUUUUUUUAAAGCAAUUUGCAAGAAUUUCAACUGAAAUGUGUGCAUCAACUUAUCCUACCAUAAGUUUAGUUUACCUCAUGUAUAAUCAUUUAAUGGACCAUACUGAAAAAAUAAUAAAGGAUGGAAAAUCUUCAAAAUCAUUAGUUGCAGCUGCAAAG
Molecule: messenger RNA, 252 nt
Organism: Funneliformis geosporum
Lineage: Eukaryota; Fungi; Glomeromycota; Glomeromycetes; Glomerales; Glomeraceae
Source: the annotation of a GenBank genome assembly